AUGAUGCGGAUCCGUUAUCCGUUCGCAGGAGCAUUUGUCUUCCUAAUUAUCCUUGCCGGGUACAUCGGUCUUCUUCCACACAGCGCCUCUUCGACAAUCCCCACAAAUCUACAGCCAAAUGACAAAUUCCUUCACCUGCUCACCUUCUUCCUCUUGUCGCUAACGUUUUACUGGGUCCUCGAUACCACCCGCCGACGCACCUUACAUUUGACUCUUCUGGUCUGCACCCUUGGUCUUAGUGUUGGAUCGGAAGUGAUUCAAGGUUUCCUCCCUAAUGACCGUGCCUUUGAUCCAUUCGAUAUUGUCGCGAAUGUGGUCGGAAGUCUCGGUGCAGUUGGCCUCUGCGGCUGGUACCAUCGUCGCAUGUUGGAACGCCGCCGGAAGAGCCGCUUUGGAAUGACCGAAGGAGGGGAAGAUGUUGAGCUUGGAGUUGCGCUGGGCGACCGUUCUGUGCAUGAUGAUGAUGAUGAUGGUCUCGGUCCCCAGGAAUCCGGGGUCAUGUCCCUCGAGCGGGAAGUAGACACCUGGGACGAAAAUGCCGUUGAUAACUGGGAUACUGAGGACGGUCCCGGGCCAUCUGAACCCAACUCUCCUCCAACUUACCAUGAGGACCGAAAAGCCAGCGCUACGAGCGGGGGACCGGUCUUAGAACAUGCCGGGAAGCGCAGUGACUGA
Messenger RNA from Penicillium verhagenii, 675 nucleotides. RefSeq lists its product as uncharacterized. NCBI's taxonomy places the organism in Eukaryota, Fungi, Ascomycota, Eurotiomycetes, Eurotiales, Aspergillaceae. The transcript has 2 exons. The record is from RefSeq and is a predicted model, not a curated record. Bases 1 to 675 code for a protein of 224 amino acids.